This is a messenger RNA of Leptinotarsa decemlineata (Colorado potato beetle), 1807 nucleotides long. RefSeq names its product dual specificity mitogen-activated protein kinase kinase lic (gene lic). Gene Ontology annotation, biological process: stress-activated MAPK cascade; protein phosphorylation. Gene Ontology annotation, molecular function: MAP kinase kinase activity; ATP binding. NCBI's taxonomy places the organism in Eukaryota, Metazoa, Arthropoda, Insecta, Coleoptera, Chrysomelidae. The record is from RefSeq and is a predicted model, not a curated record.
GAUCAAUAUCCUAAUGUCAAAAGGUUGCAAAAAAUAUUUCUUCACGGUCUUCAAUUAAUUAAUAAAUUAUAUUAGAUCCCUUUAAUAGUUUGUUAAGUAAUAACCAGAGAGUACUGUUUAACACAAGGUGAAGAAUAUGUCGGGCACAGGCCGAAAGAAGAAGCCAGGUUUGAAAUUGCAAGUGUCUGAUGAUGCUGCCCCUGCUGUACUCCCACCAGCUAAUUUAGAUACUCGUACAACAAUCACAAUUGGCGAAAGAACUUUUGAUGUUGAGGCCGAUGAUCUCUUAAAAAUUGAAGAUCUAGGAAGGGGAGCAUAUGGAAUUGUAGAAAAGAUGAGGCACAUUCCCAGUGGGACAAUAAUGGCUGUUAAAAGAAUCACUGCAACAGUAAACACACAAGAACAAAAGAGGUUACUCAUGGAUCUUGAUAUUUCCAUGAGAAGCAGUGACUGUCCAUACACCGUUCAGUUUUACGGGGCACUUUUCAGAGAAGGGGAUGUGUGGAUUUGCAUGGAAGUUAUGGACACUAGUUUAGAUAAAUUUUAUGCCAAGGUCUAUAAGCAUUUGCGAAAAAUUCCUGAGAAUGUUUUGGGAAAAAUUGCCCUGGCUGUAGUUAGUGCCUUACAUUACCUGCAUUCUCAUCUGAAAGUUAUACAUAGAGACGUGAAGCCUUCCAAUAUCCUAAUAAAUCGUCAGGGUGAAAUAAAAAUGUGUGAUUUUGGAAUCAGUGGGUAUCUUGUUGAUUCUGUUGCUAAAACUAUUGAUGCAGGAUGUAAACCUUACAUGGCGCCUGAAAGAAUAGACCCCCAAGGCAACCCUUCUCAGUAUGAUAUAAGGUCAGAUGUCUGGAGUUUGGGAAUCUCUCUGAUAGAACUGGCAACAGGAGAAUUUCCUUAUCCAAAAUGGGGUACACCUUUUGAACAGCUGAAACAGGUUGUAGCUGAUGAUCCUCCCAGGUUACCGCCGGGACAGUUUUCAACGCAGUUUGAAGAUUUCACCAUAAAGUGUCUACAGAAAAAGUACAUUGAUAGGCCGAACUACAGUCAGCUGCUGGAGCAUAUUUUUUUAGUGAAACACAAAGAAAUGAAUACAGACAUUACCCCUUUCAUUUCAGAAGUAUUAGACCUACCAGAUAAUCCCUGAGAUUCAUGUGUUGUUUCGUAGUUUUUGAAUGAAAAUUUUCGUUUUUCUUUCUGUUUUAACAAAUUAUUUUGCGCUUUUAAGUUGGAAGUUUUAGAAAUGUUUUCAAAGUUUUUCAUUCAAAAGUUUCUCAGUCUGGUUUAUUUUAACUUCAAGUUUUAAUUAAGUUUUUAAUGAAUUAUUUUUUAAUUAAUUUGGAAGUUUUUGAUAAUCUCAAGUGAAGUUGAUCAAGUUAGAAUUGUUUUGAGUACAAACUUGAAUAGAUUAGAAAAUAAUUAAUUAUGGGAGUAGUGUAUAUAUCUAAGAACACCUUAUAAACAAAUUGUGAGUACCUAAUUAUCAUGAAUGACUGCCAAUUUUUCGGUUUGAACAAAAUAAAAUCCAAUUUCAAGAAUGUAAUCUGCUAAAAUUUGUGAACGUCUGAAUACUUGUUAAGUUUGAUUUGAAUUGAUUGGAAGAGUCUGCAUUUAAUGCUUUCAAAGGUACAAUGAAAAAUAUCUACUUGUUGAUAUUAUAUGUAUUUACUAGUCCGAAUAGAAAUGUUACAGGUGAAAUUCUAAUAAGGAAUGACAUUAAACAAAGCGCACAAGUUGGAAAAAAAACUUGUUUUACAAAUGAAAGGUAAAAGUGGAACCUUUGCCGUAAAAUUAAUCCAAAAUAAGAACU